AUGGCGAGCCGGGGCCGCGCGCGGAUGGAGCGCAGCUACGUCUUCGGCAUCUGCUGCCUGGUUCUCCUGGAUCUGGGCCGGGUGGGCGCCAGCGAGCCCAGCACGCGGAGCCCCCAGCCCGAGGGGCAGGUGGAGAGCAGCAACGCCAGCUGGGGCCCCACGGCCCAGGACGCGGCCGCAGCGCCCACCGAAGCCAUGCCGGGGGGCGACCGCUGCCGCGGCUACUACGACGUCAUGGGGCAGUGGGACCCGCCGUUUAACUGCAAUCUGGGGAUCUACCAGUACUGCUGCGGGACCUGCGGGUACCGCUUCUGCUGCCAGUUCAAGCCCGGGCGGCUGGACCAAAGCGGCUGCUCCAACUACGACACCCCCAACUGGGUCAACACGGGCCAGCCGCCGGCCCGCGUGGAUGAGACCCCCGAGGAUCCCACCCGGGACAAGACCAACAUGAUUGUGUACAUCAUCUGCGGCGUGGUGGCCAUCAUGGUGCUGGUGGGCAUCUUCACCAAGCUGGGCCUGGAGAAGUCGCAGAGCCCCCAGGCGGAGAUGACCAUGUCCAGGACGCUGACGGACCUGCUGAAGCAGCCGGGCCUCGGCCCCUCGGAGCAGCUCGACGGCCACGUGGGCAGCCUCCAGGUGCAGGUGGGCGAGGGGCUUGGCCGCCUGCCCCCCAGGAACGGCACAGACAAGCUGCACCUCAACAACGCUAUGGUCAACAACCCCAUUGGGGGGCCCGCGAUGGGGCUGCCGCUGACCCACAGCAGCCGCCUGCCGCUGGUGAGUGGCGUGCCGCUGCAGGCCCCUGACUACGCCAAGUACGCCACGCUCAAGGCCGUGGGUAACAGCACCCCGGAGGACUUCUACAAGCGCUUCCCCGCGGUGGAGCUGCCCCCCACCGGCACCCUCCCCUUCCCCACCGGGGGGCUGCCCCCAGUCGAGGGGCCGGCCCUGCCAGAGGGCUGCCCCCUGGGGCAGGGGGCACCGGGCCCCAAAGCCAAGGGGGCGAAAGCCGGCCCCCCGCCGCUGCUGGCCAGCCCGGCCUUCAAAGGGGGCUGGGAGGGGGGCGCCCCCGCCGGCCCCCGGCCCGAGGGCCGCCGCCAGGGCUACGCCGCCCCGCGCCCCUUCAGCGCCGAGAAGCUGCCUGAGGUCUUCGGCCCCGCGACGCCCCACUACGCCCAGCCCCAGCGGCACCUCUCCACCAACAGCAAGACCGAGGUCACUGUCUAA
This is a messenger RNA of Rhea pennata, 1227 nucleotides long. It is a transcript of the gene SHISA8, whose product is annotated as shisa family member 8. The transcript is spliced from 4 exons. Gene Ontology annotation, cellular component: postsynaptic density; AMPA glutamate receptor complex; postsynaptic membrane. The record is from RefSeq and is a predicted model, not a curated record. The coding region runs from base 1 to 1227 and encodes 408 amino acids. Lineage: Eukaryota; Metazoa; Chordata; Aves; Rheiformes; Rheidae. Gene Ontology annotation, biological process: regulation of AMPA receptor activity; regulation of short-term neuronal synaptic plasticity.